AUCAAAUAAAAUUGAUUCAGCUCAUCUCCACAUCUGUCUCGCCACCUCUCUAUUUCUUGUUUAUCUCCACCUCCAUAUUCCUACGACUCUUUCUCUUCCCUUCAAUUUCCCCCAAAACCCAAAAAUCCCAAUCCCAAAAAAAAAAAAUUGGUUUCGAUCGGGGACGACAAUAUACAAAUGGCGCCCCGUCUCCUGAGCUGUUUCCGGCGCCGAUCCGAUCACGAUCGCGACGGCGAGAAGGCGGCGACGGUGGACGUUUCGACGGAGGAGCAGCGCAGAGGCGGUCCGGUGCUGGUGGAGCUUUUCUCGUCGCAGGGGUGCGCGAGCUCGCCGGAGGCGGAGCUGCUGUUCUCACGGCUGGGGCGGGGCGACUUCGCGGUGGAGGCGCCGCUGAUUCUGCUGGCGUAUCACGUCGACAUCUGGGAUUAUAUGGGGUGGAAGGAUCCAUUCGGAUCGAGCCAAUGGACCGUGCGCCAGAAGGCCUACGUGGAAGCCCUUCACCUCGACACAAUGUUUACGCCCCAAAUCGUUGUUCAGGGUCACGCGCAGUGCAUCGCCAAUGAUGAGGAGGCUAUGCUCUCCUGCAUCGCCUCUGCUCCAAGAUUCCCUGCUCCCACCUUCCAGGCGAGUUUUGAGAAGCCAACACCGGAGACAUUGCAAGUGACACUAACAGGGGCUCUGCGAUCAAAGGUGGAUCAUGAAGGUGUGAAUGUCAUGGUUGCUCUCUACGAGUCCGGCAUGGUCACCGACUGCUCCGGGGGCGUCAACAAGGGCCGCGUCCUUGCCAACGACUACAUCGUCCGACGCCUCGACAAGCUAUGCUCCGUAAAAGACAUAUCCGCCAGGAAAACUCUCACGGGGACCCUCAAUUUUUCUCUUUGGGAAGGCUUCAAUGCUGCCAAAUGUGGGCUUGCCUUAUUCGUCGAAGCCCCGUCUCAUCGCAUUCUUGGCUCGCAGAGCUUUAAGUUGCCGGAGAAGCUUUGAGAUUUACCAUUUUUUUUGGGAUUGUGUAGAGAUUGUCGAGUCUAAAUGAUGAAAUGAAAUGCACGCACAGAUAUGUGUAAUGUGUGUGAUUGGAUUGAGAGUUGGUAUUGUAUUUUGCAAAGACAUCUAUCUAUCUAUGCCAAGGUAUGUGUGGGGUUCUGUUUUUA
Molecule: messenger RNA, 1151 nt
Organism: Salvia splendens (bonfire salvia)
Lineage: Eukaryota; Viridiplantae; Streptophyta; Magnoliopsida; Lamiales; Lamiaceae
Exons: 2
Coding region: 178-984 (268 amino acids)
Source: RefSeq, a predicted model, not a curated record